AUGAGCAUGCCAGGUUCCAUUGAUCCACCAAGUCAAGCUCAAGGUCAAGCUCCCAUCAUCAUGAAUCAGGAAUCAUUAAGAUACCUUGGUGCUGUUAUUGCUGAAAGUGUAACUAAGUCCCAGGAUGUGGUUAAGCCUACUAAGUUCAAGGGUGGAAAUGUUAAGGAUCCAGAGAAAUUGUUUGUCUUCAUUUAUGAGAUGGAAGAGUAUGCCGAAGCAAGGAACAUUAGUCUUGGUGGUAGUGAACUCACACGUCUUUGUGCUAAGUACCUCACUGGGGAGGCCCUCAUCUGGUAUAAGGCAUCUCAAUUUAAAUUUGAUAGAUACCCUUGGGACAAGUUUUGUGAUACGUUGAAAGAUCGCUACCUUGAUGCACGUUUUGAAGCACAGCAGUUGAGAAAUUUAACACAUGGGAUCCAGAAGCGUGAUGUUAAGUCAUAUUCUGAUGAUUUCAUUCAGCGUGCGAGGUAUGUUCGCUCGGAGUGGAAGGACCCAACUCUUUUGAAGGAAUUCUAUUAUAGUGGGUUGAAACCUGAAAUAAAAGCUUCCCUUGUCACUGAAGCUGCUGAUGAUAGAUAUGGUUUGGAUGAUCUUAUGUUAAAGGCUCAACAAAUAGAUGAAAUUAGAUACAAGGAAGGUAGAAGAAACCAUAGUCCAUCUCACAAGGAUAAGUAUCAAUUUAGAAGUAACUUCAAAGGUGGUAAUCGUUCGGGUGGUGAAGAAAGAGGCGUUGAUGCAGAUGGUGAUAUUAUAAUGGCCAACCUGAUGCAAUCCAAGAAAUUGAGUUGGACUGAACGGAAAUUUUUAAAACAGAAUAAUGCCUGUUGUACUUGUUAUCGUGUUGGAUAUAAGUCCUUUGAUUGCCCAUAUCGUAAGGACAACAAGAAAAAUCCACCAAAA
Messenger RNA from Candida albicans SC5314, 900 nucleotides. RefSeq lists its product as uncharacterized. The annotation marks the transcript as partial. Lineage: Eukaryota; Fungi; Ascomycota; Pichiomycetes; Serinales; Debaryomycetaceae. The record is from RefSeq and is a predicted model, not a curated record. The transcript has a single exon.